AUGAAGACUCUGAUUACCGGCGGAACCGGUGUGAACGGAGCGUCCACCGCGCGCCUCCUGGUGUCCCAGGGGCAGCGGCCCGUGCUGCUGGACAACCGGGUGGACCUGUCCCUGAUCGCGGACAUCGUUGAGGAUGUGGACGUGGUGACCGGGGACAUCCUGGACGGCGCGGCGCUGCAGGAGGUGGUGGCGGCCCACGGCAUCACCCACAUCGUGCAUAUGGCGGCCCUGAUGCCCGGCCCGGCCGAGGCCAAUCCCGCCGCCGCCAUUGCCAUCGGGUUCCAUGCGUUUAUCGGCGACGUCCGCGGCAAACACGCCCAUCCGGAUUUCGUGCCCCUCGACGAAUCCCACCCGCCGAACCCAAUGGACAUGUACGGGGUCACCAAGGUCUGCUCGGAAACGCUGGGCAACUACUAUCGCAAGCGCUACGGCGUGGACUUCGUGGCCCUGCGCUACCCGUCCAUCUACGGCCCCGGCAAGCUGGCGCGGCACGGCGUGCUGGCCCUGUACGGAAAGGUCAUCGAAGACGCCAUGGCCGGGCGCGAGUUCUCCAUCCCCCGCGGCGGCGACCAGCGGAACGAUGUGGUCUACGUCGGCGACGUCGCCCACUCCAUCGUCCUGGCACUGAACGCCGAGGGCCUGACCCAGGGGACCUUCAACAUCGGCACCGGCCGGGGAGUCACCCUCAAGGAUUUUGCCGCCGUGUUGAAACGCAUCUUCCCCGACUCCAGGAUCGACAUCGGCCCCGGCCUCGACUUCCGCGAGGGCUACAAGCAGAGCUACUGCAUCUUCGACAUCGGCAAGGCCCGGGAGCAAUUGGGCUACGAGCCGCAAUAUGACCUGGAGCGAGAGCCUGCGGGGAAGAAAAUUCAGGAGGUUGGGCCCAUGAAACUCUACCAUUUUCCACCCUCAACGAACUCGUUGAAGGUGCGGAUCGCGCUGCUGGAGAAGGGGUUGGAAUUCGAGAGCGUCGUGAUCGAUCUGACCAAGAAAGAGCAGAAGGAUCCGGAGUAUUUGAAGAUCCAUCCCUUCGGUCAAGUGCCUGCCCUGGAUGACGACGGCUUCAUCGUCUACGACUCCACCGUCAUCAACGAAUACCUGGAGGACGAAUACCCGCACCCGUCGCUGUUGCCCGCCGGCUCGGAGGAUCGUGCUCGUGCCCGCUUGAUGGAGGAUUACCGUGACAACCGCCUCAAUCCCCACUUCGUCACGUUGAUUCACGAGCACCGAAAGCCGGAAGAGGAACGUGAUGCGGCCCUCAUCCGGGAGGCUCACGGGAACAUUGGCGCCGCCUUUGCGGUGGUCGAAAGACAACUGCAAGGAAGGGAUUACCUGGUCGGCUCGUUCAGCCUCGCCGACAUCGCCUACAUGCCCGACGUCGGGCUGCUGGAGCGCUUCAGACGUGCCCCUGGACCCCGAUUUCACCAACGUGGCCGCAUGGAUCCAACGGCUGCGCACCCGGUCCAGCUAUUCCGCCACAAAAAACUAGUCAAGCCGUUCGUGCGCGGGCCGGUUUGA
Messenger RNA from Geodia barretti, 1518 nucleotides. Lineage: Eukaryota; Metazoa; Porifera; Demospongiae; Tetractinellida; Geodiidae. The record is from the annotation of a GenBank genome assembly.